Symbiodinium sp. CCMP2592 is the source of this 1221-nucleotide messenger RNA. NCBI's taxonomy places the organism in Eukaryota, Dinophyceae, Suessiales, Symbiodiniaceae. The record is from the annotation of a GenBank genome assembly.
AUGCAGUUCUUGACAGAUCUCAAGAAGGCAGCCAAGGGAGAGCGCGAGGAGGAGUUCUCCUUCGACGACGAUGGCGAGAAAGGCAAGACGGACAAAUGGCUGGAAAAGAUCAACCACAUGUCCAAGAGAGUUCAAUCAGCACCUGCUGCAGCAAAAGAGAAGCUGCAGAAGAUGCGUGAGCCCAAGGACGAGGCCAAAGCAGCGUAUUUCGAGGAGGCGAAGCAGGAGUCGGCGAAGUCAGCUGCCUGGUGGUCAGGUUGCGAUCCACAGCAGGAUCCCGACUUCAAGAAGGAUUGGAGCCGAUCUGCCUCCUCGGAGACCAUCCAAAGCCACGCCAAUGGCGACGACGUCUCCUCGAAUGAUGAGGACUGGCCCGAGGAGGAGGAGUCCGAAGAUGAUGAUCCAGAUGGCGAGCACAAAACGAAUCUGAGGAUGAGCCAAAUCGAUUACGACGCUUUAGCUUCCGGCGGUGCCAUCACCACAAAGGCUCCGGCGCCCGCGUCUUCAGAGGACAAGCCUGCGACAAAGGCAGCUGCAGCGGCCAAGACCCACACCAAUGCGGCAACUGCGGCGGCAGAGGCUCCAAGAGCCACCCCGGCGGAAGAAGAGAAAAAGCCCGAGCCGGUCGCUCCGGCCCCGGCCGCCGAUCCCUUCGGCAGCUCCGGGGACGAGGAAGCUGCAAAGACGCCAUCACCGCCGACUGCCACCACGCAGGCAGACCCCUUCGGCAGCAGCGGGGAGGAGGAAGCGCCCAAGCCGGUGCCGAAGAAGGCGAGCAAGAAGCCUGCCAAGUCCCGGCCUGCAGCGCCCAAGCCCGAAGCGGCAGCGCCUGCCGCGGAUCCCUUCGCUGAUUCGGAUGCAGACGCUCCCUCAGGUGCGGCGACAGCAGCCGGGUACCCUGCUCCAGCCGCUCCGAAGGAUCCUUUUGCUGACUCAGAGGAUGAAUCUGGCCCGCUGCUGCCAGGCCCUCCGGCUGAGGCUAGCACACGGCGUGCGAGCCAAGCAAAAGCGGCCGACAAAGCCGGGAGCUUGAGCAGCUCUGGUCCUGAAGGCACCAAGAAGGUCAAGAGGCCCAAGGCUCGCCCUGGGGAGAAGAAGCCCUCCACAGACGACGUGGCUGCAGCCAGCACGAGCUCCGGCAAGAAACCGGCUCGGGCGAAGCCCAAAAAGGCUCCUCUCAAGGCGGCCCAGGACAGUGAUGGCGAAGACGUAGGGUUCUGA